Messenger RNA from Mytilus trossulus (common blue mussel), 1459 nucleotides. RefSeq lists its product as uncharacterized. Gene Ontology annotation, biological process: beta-D-galactose catabolic process via UDP-galactose, Leloir pathway. Bases 117 to 1265 code for a protein of 382 amino acids. The transcript has 2 exons. The record is from RefSeq and is a predicted model, not a curated record. Gene Ontology annotation, molecular function: UDP-glucose 4-epimerase activity. NCBI's taxonomy places the organism in Eukaryota, Metazoa, Mollusca, Bivalvia, Mytilida, Mytilidae. Gene Ontology annotation, cellular component: cytosol.
CUGUAGUCAAGGUCUUUAAACACAUCCUUAGUUAAAUCACAUACACAUGUAGUUUUAUUCAGUGGUGUUUUUUGAAUAUUAAUACACAAAACCACAAGCAUUGCUCAAAUGAAAUCAUGGACUUAUUGAUAUCAUUUCUAAUACUCUGUUCUCUUGUUCUUGGGACUAAUGCGAAUGAUGUUAAAAAGGUGUUGGUGUUUGGGGGAAAUGGUCUUAUUGGUGCAGCUAGCGUAAAUAAAAUGCUAGAAAAUGGACACGAUUUGACUUUGGUAACCAGAGGAAAUUGGUACUGGGACACUGACGAUAAUAUCAAGCCACGGGUAAAGCAUUUGAAAUGUGAUCGAAUGAAAAGUUUAAAGGAUUGCUGGAGUGCAGAACAGUAUGAUUUUUACGAUGCAAUUGUAGAUUUCAGUGGAUUUGAUCCGUAUAUGAUCAAGGAUACAUUGAAACUUCUGCAAGGUCGUGUUGGUCGCUACAUCUAUAUCAGUUCUGACUCGGUUUACGAAGUCUGCACGAAAAACCAUUCACGGCCAACGGUAGAGACCGAUUCUGUGCGACCAGGUGACAUAAAAGAGCAGGAUGUUUUGAACAAGAAAGAUGAUUAUGGCCAUCGGAAAUAUUCAGGGGAAGAGGUUUUGGUAGAACAGAGGAAGCAAGGUGGGAUGCCAUAUUUCUUCAUUAGACUUCCUGAUGUUAUUGGGUCACGUGAUAACACAUACCGUUGGUGGAUAUACCAGGCUUGGUUGAGAUUAUCGCCAUACUUGGAAACAAAGAUAGCUAUUCCGAAAAAUCUUAUUAACUUCCCAAUGAGCUUUGUUUAUGUUGAAGACGUUGCAAAUAUCGUAUUACAAAGUUUAAAUUAUGACCAAGACCUUUUAGACGAAGCAUACAACUUUGCUUUUGAUGAGACACCAACGCUACCAGAAGUUCUUGAUAAAAUGAAAAAAUAUAUGGAAAAACUAGAUAUUGAUAUUCCAGUGGCUGACGAUGAAGAUGUUGUUCAUUUAUUCCCGUCCGUGACAAGAGGUCCUAUAUGCUGUGAUAAAGCAAAACAUAAACUUGGCUUCAAGCCUACAUCGUUCGAACAGGCAGCAAAAGAAACUGUCGAAUUUUAUGAACAAGCAAUGUUAAGUAACAAAUUUGAAAGAGAACGGUUAAGUGUAUUAAAAACAUUAGAAACAUUUUCUCCUAAUAAUCCUGGAAACGUUUAUAUAGGACUCCGAAAGGAAUAUGGUUUAGAUAUAAAAAGUCGAGAAGAACUGUAAUAGAAUGGGAAUUUUCAUUUUGAUUUGAAUUACAUGUAUUCAUGGGUAGUACAGUAUGUAAAUACUUUAAUGUAAACACAAAAUAGUAUCAACAAAACAUAAGUAAUUAUACCAAACAUUUUGUAAUGAAAUUAUUAAUUACACUAUGACUUAAAUUAUCAGAAUUCAUAAAGAUUUCAUAACUACCCUUUUCA